Messenger RNA from Suillus fuscotomentosus, 2745 nucleotides. RefSeq lists its product as uncharacterized. The record is from RefSeq and is a predicted model, not a curated record. The transcript is spliced from 11 exons. NCBI's taxonomy places the organism in Eukaryota, Fungi, Basidiomycota, Agaricomycetes, Boletales, Suillaceae. Bases 259 to 2745 code for a protein of 828 amino acids.
CACAGUUUUCUCUCUCUCUGGGAGGUGCCGUGAAGUGGCAUUCUCCACCUUCACGUCAUGCGCGUGACAAAGUGAUACUCAUUGGUUUACCUCAUUUGCCACCGCGAGAUGCUGAUUCUCUGACAUUAGGCACGCCAUGAUAUGAGAACCUACGACCUUGUUCUCAAGCUUCUAUUAGCGGCCGCUGUAGAAGGCAUACAUUUUACCCUGUAUAGAAGAUUCAUUCAGUCAGUUUGACACUUCAGGGAAGAUAAGAGGAUGGUGAUAAAUACGUGUACUUUGCACUUUUGUGCUUGGAGUCUACGACCUAUCUUUCCGUUUACCAGCAAGACAUAUGGCAUAGACUUCUGUGGAUGUGAGACCGCACAGAUUCGCUACAAGCAACUUCUACGAGCUUGUGUCCUGGAAUUAUUCCAUUUACUCUCCUUCGAAUCGAAAGUGUCUGCGUAUGAAUUCUAUCACAGUUUAGCGAGGCGUUCGGACAACACGGGAAUCUCACCAAUCAAGGAUCGUUACUCGGUGUUCAUGCGAAUGAUGCGAGAAUGGCGUCACCUAUUGCAACUUAUGCACACUGGCCGUGGCCAUGAUCCCAAUGGUAUUGAAGCCACGCCAGAUGGCGGGUGUGUUGUACAAUGUCCGACAUGUCCACAUCCAGGAAUCAAUAUUCCUGACGGAUGGGAGAAUUCGCCACCUGACAUUAGGUGGCGCUAUGUGUUGUUCCUCGCGAUUGAUGCAAACUUCCGGCUUAAGCGCAAGGCUAUAUCUAGUGAUGAUCGCGACCCGAGUCUCAAUUCAGGAAGGGCUUAUUUCGUGGAAGAACAUGCUUACAAACAGUUCCUGUCUGAACGCAGUACAGAACGGCAAGAGAGAAGCACCUGUGUGGGUCACAACGCAGUGAAUACCGCAGACACAAAGACAUCUCGAGGACUUGCAGCAACGGGAGUUGGAUCUGUUGUAUGCGCUCGUCAUGAGAUGAGGCUUCCCAAUAGUGUAGGUGACCUGCAGAAGGGAGAAAAAUAUAUAAACAUGGAUUACCUUGUCUUUUUGGUCCUCGUCAGCUUUGGCCUGGCUGUAUUUAACUUGUCUUACGACAUCGCCUGUCAGUGGCAUAAGAAACUCUGGUCUUGCAAUAGCAUGAUGCCCCAGCGACUGCAGUUCGACCACGAAAAUAAGAUUGUUCGCUUUUUUGUUCCCAAAUUCCACCUCAAAGCUCACAUCCAGUCUUGCCAAACAACUUUCUCGUUUAACUUCUCCAAAUGGGUGGGUCGGACGGACGGAGAGGCACCCGAAUGUGGUUGGGCAGAUAUUAAUCGUGCUGCAACUAGUACAAGGGAGAUGGGGCUGGGUAACCGUUGUGACACGCUCGACGAUCACUUUGGUGAUUGGAACUGGAAAAAAAUAUCAAUGUUGGGGCGGACUUUACUGCACAAACUCAAGGAGGCUGCUGCAGCCGCCCGAGCCCACCGUGAAGAACUUGCAGAACUUGAAGGUGCAAUCGAUGCAUCAACAUUAGCAUUGUGGCAGGCUGAUGUAGAGGCAUGGGAGGAAGACGAUACCAAACCAAACCCUUUCGAAAGUCGAGUUGUUUCAAUGACUCAAGCCAUGGUUCGCUUGGAAUUUGCGGAAUGUGAAAGACGUGACUUACAAGAUGGAAUUGAUGUGUCCCUUCAUGCUGAGAUUUCACCCAGCAUGCUCAUAGCAAAUGGACUCAAACUCGAAGACCAGCAGCGGCGGAUACGUGCAGACAGGAAAACAUUAAGUCAAAAUCCUACUGAUAACCAGAAGGCAAAACUUCAAAUGUGUUCGAACACGCUCCAGCGCAAACUCGAUGCCUGGGCUCAAGUUCAAAUAUUGUAUAUGCCCACAGUUGCUUCUCUUCGUAUCCGCGCCCAGCGCGAUGACAUCCCCCAGGACGAAAUGCCCGAGGACUUUAUUCUUUUCCUUCCAUCACAGCUCAACGCCAUAACUCCCUGUGAUCUCUUGCUGUGCCAAAUCGAGUGGCAGCUUCAAUACGCACAGGCUGAUGAUGCUCUGAACGAUGUUCAUCAGAAUGUCCGCCUGCAUGCUCAUCUCAAUACCUUCAAGACUCUACACAUCCGUGGCCAGCGAGCCAGUACCCAUGCACGCAGUGCUCUUGACCUCGCAGAGGCGAAAAAAUGUGGCAGCCGACUCAAAUAUGAAGCUGCUCGUGUGGCGCUUGAUAACCUUGGAGACCGGCUAGGUAUGGUAGGUUGGAGAGAUACAUUUCGGCUGUUAAAUGUAGCGGAUAUGAGACCUAUGGGUGAUGCAGGGUCUGCAGGGCAAUCAGAGGGAAGACGUGACAUCCCGUGGAUAUGGAAGGCACCUGGUGUCUUGCACAACAAUGACGCGGGUCUUCAAGAUUGUUUACGGGUCGAAUGGUGCAAGGCCAGAGCGCGAGCAUCCCGAUGGUCAGAAGAGUUUGCUUUGCUGAUUGAAGAGAUGCAAAGAGUACUGGCAUUUUUCCGCUGGGAAAUGGCUCAAUGGAACGGACGAGGUACUGCGAGGUCGUUUACUAAGGAUGCUGACCGAGAAGGGAGCUUUGCUUAUGCACAGCGCCAAAUAUCUGUUCAGGAGGGUCUGGUAAUACGUUUCUCGACGCUUUGGAGGGAUGCUCUCUCCGCCGUCGUCUCCGAGCUUGACCCGGUCCCUGAAAUCAACACUGAAAUGGCCGACGAUCAAAUGCCAUCAUUGGAAGGUCCUCCUUUAGAGGGUGAUGAUGAGUAG